CACCUUGUGUUUUUUGUCAGCAGGUCAAUGUUCGCGUCACCACCAUGGAUGCGGAGCUGGAGUUUGCAGUCCUGCCCAGCACCACGGGCAAGCAGCUCUUCGACCAGGUGGUGAAGACGAUCGGCUUACGCGAGGUCUGGUACUUUGGGCUCCAGUACACAGACGGCAAAGGUUACCCAACAUGGCUGAAACUGGAGAAAAAGGUGGCGUCCCAGGACAUCAAGAAGGAGAACCCUCUGCAGUUCAAGUUCCGGGCCAAGUUCUUCCCCGAGGACGUGUCGGAGGAGCUGAUCCAGGACAUCACCCAGAAGCUCUUCUUCCUGCAGGUGAAGGAGGGCAUCCUCAGCGAUGAGGUCUACUGCCCCCCCGAGACGGCCGUGCUGCUGGCCUCCUACUCGGUGCAGGCCAAGUUCGGAGACUUCAACAAGGAGGUCCACCGGUCGGGCUAUCUCACCUCGGACCGCCUGCUGCCACAGCGAGUGCAGGAGCAGCACCAUCUGUCCCGGGAGCAGUGGGAGGAGAGGAUCCAGGUGUGGCACGAGGAGCACCGGGGCAUGCUCAAGGAGGACGCUAUGCUGGAGUACCUGAAGAUCGCCCAGGACCUGGAGAUGUACGGCGUCAACUACUUUGACAUCAAGAACAAGAAGGGCACGGAGCUGUGGCUGGGCGUGGACGCGCUGGGCCUCAACAUCUACGAGAAGGACGACAAACUGACCCCCAAGAUUGGGUUCCCCUGGAGCGAGAUCCGGAACAUCUCAUUCAACGACAAGAAGUUCAUCAUCAAACCUAUUGACAAGAAAGCCCCGGACUUUGUGUUCUACGCGGCUCGCCUGCGCAUCAACAAGCGCAUCCUGCAGCUGUGCAUGGGCAACCACGAGCUCUACAUGCGCCGCCGCAAGCCCGACACCAUCGAGGUGCAGCAGAUGAAGGCCCAGGCCCGGGAGGAGAAGCACCAGAAGCACCUGGAGCGUGCCCAGCUGGAGAACGAGAAGAAGAAGCGGGAGGCCAUCGAGAGGGAGAAGGAUCAGAUGGAGCAGGAGAAGCAGGACCUGGUGAUGAGACUGUACCAGUUUGAGGAGAAGACCAAGAAGGCAGAGAGAGAGCUCCAGGAGCAGGUCCAGAGGGCCAUGAUGCUGGACCAGGAGAGGCAGCGGGCGUCGGACGAGGCGGCGCGGCUGGAGAUGGAGAGGCAGGCCGCCCUGCUGGCCAAGGAGGAGCUGGCCCGCCAGGCCGAGGACCAGAUGAAGGGCCAGGAGCAGCUGGCUGCAGAGUUGGCCGAGCACUCGGCUAAGAUCGCUUUGCUGGAGGAAGCCAGGAGACGCAAGGAGGAGGAGGCAGACACGUGGCAGCACAGGGCCCGCGAGGCCCAGGACGACCUGCUGAAGACCAAGGAGGAGCUGCACAUGGUGAUGUCGGCGCCGCCCCCGCCCCCUCCCCCGCCCAUGAUGUACGAGCCCAUGGCGGUGAUGGACGACUACAGCGACAGCGAGGAGAAGUCGAGCACGCACAGCGCCGACCUGCACUACGACGAGAUCAACGACCACCGCUACGAGGAGGAGCGCCUCACCGAGGCCGAGAAGAACCAGCGUGUGCAGAAGCAGCUGAUGGCGCUGACCUCUGAGCUGGCCCAGGCCCGCGACGACACCAAGAAGACGCAGAACGAUCUGCUCCACACGGAGAACGUGCGCGCCGGACGCGACAAGUACAAGACCCUGAGGCAGAUCCGACAGGGCAACACGAAGCAGAGGAUCGACGAGUUUGAGGCCUUAUAAGGCCCCCGACCCUUCCCCCCCCCCCCAACACAACCACCCCCCACUGCCUCUGCCUCGGCCCGGCCCCCGCACCAUGGUCACACCAACCUCCCCUUCUGAUUGGUCGCCUCGCUUUGCGCAACUAGGCCCUUCUAGUCUCCUUGGUGCACAAUCACUUGUGCAAAAACACACACACGCACAUGUGCAGACACACGCACACACACACACACACACACACACACACACACAUGCAGAUACGUAAACACUCAUGCACACCUAUACACAGGUACAUAAACUCACAGGAACCGAAUGCAUGUCACGUGUAGUGUGUGCACACGCACGCACACACAUACACACACAUACCGGUCGCACAUAGAUCACACUGUGGCACACAGAUAAGACUCCUCCGAAUACUGAAGCAGUAUGAGCAGAACGGCAGAUGUUCCUCGACGCCUGCCCUUCACAGAUGAUGGAAGCUCUCUAUUUUUUUGGUCUGCUAGGCAACACACAAGGCUUCUAUAAAUACGUAUAUAUUAUUACAAAAAUAACGUAGUGCCAAAUCCUUUUUCCUCUCUAGAGUCUACAAUCAUAUUUGUGUUGUUUUUUGGAUCAUGUGUAAUCUUACAAGCUCGAAAUUCAUUUUAACCAGAGGUGUGAUGAAAUUGUGGGGGGAAUAGCCAAAUUUAUUAUUUUUGUAAUAUUCCAUUAUGUGCACAUAGAUAAUGUAAUCAGAGUCUUGCUUCUUUGCAAUGUUUAUUCAUGUUUGUUGGAAGAGGUGUGAGUGAGACCUUUCACCGGGACAGCUUAUGAAAAGGGAAGGAGUAGAGAUAGUCUUGUUUUUAAAUACUUCCAUUCAUGUUUUAAUACAGCUCUACCGUUUCCUUAAGUCAUGCUUAGUUUGAUAUAUUUAUACUGUAUAUGGGACAUUAAGAAGGGUUUUUCAUCUUUCACCGGUUUGUAUAUUUCUUUGUUUAGUUUUUGUUUCCAUUUUUACGAAUGACAAUGAGGACGAAUGUGCUUCAAACAUUCUAUAUAUUGACCAGCUCCAUAGGUUAUGUACCUUGUUAGAUUGCUAAAUGAAUGAGGUAUAACUGUAAAUUAUUAUUUUAUACAUGAAGGCAAAUUCACGCCAUUAAAUCAGUUCAGCUAAACUUCUAGCUAGGUACUUGGUCAGCGCUAGCGGUCCACAGCGUAGCAUUCAGCGGUCUCCACAGCGUCCUCCAGAUAGCAGCGGCCACUGUUGAUUGGGUGAAACAUCUGGGUCUUGUGUUUCUGUCUCCCUGUUCUUUGAUUGGACCGUUUAUUUAUCUGUUCCAUCCCCAAAGGGGCCUUCUCCUCUGAACCCUACAAGAGGUUUGGAUUCCUUCACUCGACGCAAAGACACAAAUGAUUUCCUUUAUCUUUAAAGUUCAAACAUUGGUUGUAUCCCAUUAUCUGGGGACAGAGAUUAAAAUGAAUAAAGAUGAUCAGAAAGAUGUGUUAAACUGUACGUCACAAUGAGGGGUAUCCAGGUACCUUAGUCAUGGAACAGUGAAGAAUGAGGUGGUUGAUUGCUCAUUUUACACUGAUCCAACCCGUUGUUGUUUUUAUCUCUUGAAGAACAGAGGAGUGAAAUGUCCGUCCAAGACCAUAGGCCAUCAAGUAUCAACCAGACAUCGACGUGUUUCCCUCCCCUCUAAAGGAGACACACAGCUCUGCAGGACUUUGCAUUAGAACAGGAUUUUUGAAUGAGAUGUUCAGCUUAUCGACAAUAAAAUGAAAAUUCUCCAAUGAUCUCGCUGUUGUGUUUUAAUCUUUGUAAGCAAAUGAAAUCAGAAUGGAUUGUGUGUGUGGGGGGCUAUAUGCGUGACCAUCUGGAAGCCUUCCUGGUGUGGUCUGUGUGUGUG
This is a messenger RNA of Gadus chalcogrammus (walleye pollock), 3637 nucleotides long. RefSeq names its product ezrin-like. Gene Ontology annotation, biological process: regulation of cell shape; positive regulation of early endosome to late endosome transport; positive regulation of protein localization to early endosome. Bases 45 to 1772 code for a protein of 575 amino acids. Gene Ontology annotation, molecular function: actin binding; cell adhesion molecule binding. Gene Ontology annotation, cellular component: microvillus; filopodium; apical part of cell. The record is from RefSeq and is a predicted model, not a curated record. NCBI's taxonomy places the organism in Eukaryota, Metazoa, Chordata, Actinopteri, Gadiformes, Gadidae. The transcript is spliced from 12 exons.